This is a messenger RNA of Suillus discolor, 318 nucleotides long. RefSeq lists its product as uncharacterized. Gene Ontology annotation, biological process: tRNA splicing, via endonucleolytic cleavage and ligation. The annotation marks the transcript as partial. The transcript is spliced from 2 exons. The record is from RefSeq and is a predicted model, not a curated record. Gene Ontology annotation, molecular function: tRNA 2'-phosphotransferase activity. NCBI's taxonomy places the organism in Eukaryota, Fungi, Basidiomycota, Agaricomycetes, Boletales, Suillaceae.
UAUCUGUCAGCUACACAAGGCCUAUCCAAAAUGAAGCGAAAUCAUAUUCACCUUGCCCAAGGCAUUCCGGGAGAUAAUGUCAUGAGUGGGAUGCGCAACUCCUUGCAAAUUGUGAUUUUUGUUGAUCUGCAGAAAGCCCUUCAAGUUGAUGCUGGUGUUCUGUUCUACUUGUCCACCAAUGGCGUCCUGACAGGGGGAAAUGAAGGGUUCCUGUCACCAACAUAUUUUCAGCGGGUGGAGUUUGCCAUUCAGUCCUUACUAUCAGUCCAAGAUCUUCAAGCUGCACAGUCAGAUCCAAGUACAAGCGCAUCUAUAUAG